CUGAUAUUGAUAUUGAUGAUUAAUAAUAGUGACGUGUCACACCUCAACGACCUUUUAUUCCUUAAAUUGUCGCUGUUUUUCCUCUUUAUCUAUUCGCCCUUCACCGUGCUUUUUGGUCUUCCCUUGCCCACCGCCGCCGCCGCCGUAUCUACGAAUCAGUUGCAAAUGGAUGUUGAGUCCGUGAGCAAUUUGGGGGAUUCACCCUCUUGCGCUUUAUGCCAUACAAUUCUCACAUCGGAGAAUGAGGCCGACGAGCUUGACGCAUUCAGUGUAUGCGGCGAUUGCAAAUUGUUGAUGGAGGAUUUCGAUACUGCCUCGCCUGAAGUGUAUAAUAGAAGGGGUGUAUCGAGGAGGAGAUUCGACAGCUCUGAGUCCAUGGAGAGCAUGUUCUCUCAGCAUUUUUCGCACAUGAUCAGCCUUGCAAGGCAAAACCCCUCCAACGACGAUGCUCAUUCCGCGGAUGGAGUGCGAUCGAGGAGGUGGCGGAGAGUCUUGUCCGAUAACGAAAGUGAUGGUUUUGAUUCUGUGUAUGGCGAGUCUGAGUCCCUCAAUGGGAGAUAUAAUAAUAGGCUUAGUGACUCUGAUGAGCUUGAUACCGAUAAUGAUAUCGACCCCAUGAAUGCUGGCACGUUCCAAUGGAAUUCCGACGACAGUGAAUGGGAUGAAGCUCAGCCAAAUGUCUUGAUUAAUUGGGGGAGUCAGCUUGUGAUAGAAGCACACAUUGGUGACUUGGAAGAGUCUUAUGUUGGGAAUUCGGGAGAUUAUCUCGAUGCCAGGGGUUUCGAGGACCUUCUCGACCAUCUCGCUGAAAAUAAUCAAAGCUCGAGACGAGGGGCACCUCCUGCUUCUCUAUCUUUCGUAAACAAUCUGCCAUGUCUUACGAUUAACGGAGACAAGCAGCAGCAGGAGUGUGCAAUCUGCAAGGACUCCUUCACUCUUGGCACUCGUGUCAACGAGCUUCCCUGUUUGCACCUGUAUCACCCUUCCUGCAUCUUGCCGUGGUUAGCUGCAAGAAAUACGUGCCCACUUUGCCGCUAUGAGCUUCCUACGGACGACAAGGAGAGAAACGAGAAUCAAUUGAUUGAUGAUACGGAUGCUGCUCCAGUGGAUCAAGUUGAGGUUGAGGAUGAUGCUCCAAGAAAUAGAUGGUUCUUCCUUGCUGCUCCAAUUGUCAGUAUUCUUGGCAUAUCCCUCAUUCUGUGGCUUGGCGAUUCAUCUGCGGCUAGACUGUGCCGACCUCCUUGCCGGAGGGAUAAUAACCAGAGGAGAUGGUACUCAUUUUUCUAGCUAUGCUUCAAUUUGUUUUUGACUAGCAUGGUUAAGGCUGUAUAUUCUGUUUCCAUCUUUAGAUAAUAGUACAUUGCUACUUCUGUAUUUACAUUUCCUCUACUCUUUUGUA
Messenger RNA from Salvia hispanica, 1399 nucleotides. RefSeq lists its product as uncharacterized. Gene Ontology annotation, molecular function: ubiquitin protein ligase activity. Gene Ontology annotation, cellular component: cytoplasm. Lineage: Eukaryota; Viridiplantae; Streptophyta; Magnoliopsida; Lamiales; Lamiaceae. The record is from RefSeq and is a predicted model, not a curated record. Gene Ontology annotation, biological process: protein ubiquitination.